Molecule: messenger RNA, 3915 nt
Organism: Chelonus insularis
Lineage: Eukaryota; Metazoa; Arthropoda; Insecta; Hymenoptera; Braconidae
Product: solute carrier family 41 member 1-like
Exons: 6
Coding region: 692-2266 (524 amino acids)
Biological process (GO): monoatomic cation transport
Cellular component (GO): plasma membrane
Molecular function (GO): monoatomic cation transmembrane transporter activity
Source: RefSeq, a predicted model, not a curated record
UCUCUCUCUUUUAUUUCACUCUCUCUUGUUCCACCGUGUAAUCACACGCGGUCAUACGUGCUCUAUUGAUAUGAUGCGUGUACCAGGCAUAUAACACGAUGGUUAUAUGUCGUCUGUCAGUGCCAAAUAACCCUGCCAUCAUGAUGGAGUGACUACGCAUAUCCAGAACGUUUUUGAAAUUAUCAUUUUUAAUGUUUUCUUAUAUUAUCAGUUUCUCCUGACUAUUUCAGUACUUAAGAUUUUUUUGUAUAGUGAUUAUUGACAGUGUUAAUCCAUCAUUAACUAUUGUUUUAAGUUUUAACAGGAUGGUAAAUAAAAUUGAUCAUAAACAAAUCUGUAAUGAACAAAACUCUCAAUGCAAAAUGGAAUACAUUACGGAAGCAUCAUCAUGUCUUGCAGAAUUUAUGACUUGGAGCUGUUGAUUAUAAUUGCGUUAAAAAAUUUAUGCUCCAAACAAGAGUGAAGUGAUUUUUUAUGCUUUAAUCAAAGUGUUUAUCAAUGUCAUAGUUUUUAUUAUAAAUAAUAUGAGAAUUUUCAACAGUUACUUAUUUAAAAGUUUUUACAAAAUGAUCUUUUAAAUAUUAAUUUUAUUAUUUAUCGUUACAAAAUGAAGCCACCUGGAUCACAAGUUUUUUUAAGCAGCUGACUACUGGCCAGUUUGAUUUAUUGAAGAAAACUAGAAAUCAUAAAGAUGGAGAAGGAGGUGUUGAACCAUCGUUCUCCAAAUAUCAAUAGAGGCAGGAGUCAGUCUUUAAGUGGACCAUGUAAAGAACCUCUACUGCCUUCUAGCAAAAGAAACUCUUAUAGAAUGACGCCAACUGGGGGACGUUCACGUACCGUCUCCGAGACGAAUGCGACUGCCGUUUCAACACCACUCACAUCAGAAGAUUGUCAUGAAAUAACAAUUUUAGAUGAAAAUACUGAUGCUGGACGUUUACCGGAUGUUGUAGCUGAAAGCAGAUUUUGUGAUGACAGUCAAGAAAAUUAUGAAUCUUAUCUCGCAAUUACAGUUCAAGUUUUCAUACCUUUUCUCAUCGCUGGGCUGGGAAUGGUUGGAGCAGGUCUCGUUCUGGAUCUCGUUCAACAUUGGGAAGUCUUCGAGAAAGUAAAUGAACUUAUGAUCCUAGUACCUGCAUUAUUAGGAUUAAAAGGGAAUUUAGAAAUGACUCUUGCCUCAAGAUUAUCAACACAAGCAAAUCUUGGUAAUAUGGAUGCUCCUAAACAGCAGUGGUCGAUGAUUGUUGGCAAUUUAGUUUUAAUACAGUGUCAAGCAAUAGUCGUUGGUUUCUUAGGAUCAGUAGUAGCAAUAAUGAUGGGAGCAUUUAGAAAUGGUACAGUCUCGUUGGAUCAUACAUAUCUUCUAUGUGCUAGUAGUUUGGUAACAGCAUCUUUAGCUUCAUUUGUCCUGGGAUUGAUAACAGCUGGUGUAAUAGUCUUCUCUCGUCACUGUCAUAUUAACCCUGAUAAUGUAGCCACUCCAAUAGCUGCAAGUCUUGGAGAUAUAACAUCUCUUGCAUUGCUCUCUUGGAUUUCGACAAUACUUUAUGAGUCCAUUAACAAACAAGACUGGUUAGCACCUCUUGUAAUUGCAUGUUACAUACUUGUUACUCCUCUUUGGGUUUGGAUAGCUAAACGAAAUAAAUAUACCAAUGACGUUCUCUAUUCUGGAUGGACGCCUGUUAUGGUUGCGAUGCUUAUUAGCAGCUGUGGAGGUUUAAUUUUAGAGUUAAUGGUAUCUCGUUUUGAAAAUCUAACUGUGUUCCAGCCUGUAAUUAAUGGAGUGGGUGGUAAUUUAGUAGCCGUACAAGCAAGUAGAAUAUCAACUGCUCUCCAUAAACAAGCAGAGCUUGGUACUUUAUUGAUUCCACCUGGUUGUAGUCAUCCAGUAAUUUUCAUCACUCCAAUAGCUAAUUUCUUUGGUAAAGGACAUCAUGCAAGAACGACACGUGUUCUGAUGACAAUGGUAAUUCCCGGCCAUUUAAUUUUUAUCUAUAUGAUAAAGUAUAUGAAAGACGGUGAUACAGCGUUAACACCGCUCUUUGUGUUUGUUUAUCUGUGUGCGGCAAUGCUCCAAGUAGCAGCAUUGUUGUAUAUUGCCUAUAUUAUGAUACAUUGGAUGUGGAAGAGAAAAAUUGAUCCUGACAAUUCGGCUAUACCUUAUCUAACAGCGAUGGGUGAUCUUUUGGGUAUCAGUCUACUUGCCAUAGCUUUCCAAUUUUUAUAUCUCGUUGGAGAUCAAGACUACGAUGAUGCCAUAAAGCCUUAAAUGAUACAACUCCGAAUUGAUUUUUUUUUACUCCAAAUAAUAAGAAAACUGGUGAAUGAUAAUGAAAGAUGAGAUUAAAAGACUUUUAGGUCUUUUAAGAAAAUAGGUAAAUUCAAAUUGAGAUUAAGUUCAUGGUCAAUUGAUUCACGACAAUAGGAUUUGAUAAUGAAAUAGGUAAUUUAAUUCUAAUUCUAAUAUUGAAUAAAAUGAAACAUGGUACAGUUUGUAUUGGAUAUUGAUUAAUCAUAUUAUAAAAUAACAAAGUUCAAAAACUACAUUCGACUGAACGAACUAUCAAUAAAACUUCAAAUCUUGAAUGAGCUCGAAUCAGACCAUUAGAUAUAACAAAAAAAUUUUAAAUAAAUAGACGAAGCAUAUAGCUUUGAGUAGUUGCCUUUAUGAAUACAAAACUUAUGUAACAAAAAGGCCUUCUUGUUGUUUGUCUUUUGUCGAAGCUUAGAUUUGUGUGUGUUUUAGAAUGAAUAUUCUUAGUCAAUAAUAAUUAAUGUAUGUUUGAAUUGAUAAUUGAUUAAUUAUGAAAUCUUGCUCUUAUGGAUCUGAUUCGCAAAGGAACAAGAUACAAGAGGAGGAAUAUGCUUCUAGAAACAAGUGUCAAAUAAUCUUUAAAAAAUAGUUACGAUCGAAAGUAUCUGAAAGAUUAUUGUUUUACUUAUCAAAGUGAGGAAUAUGCAAAUAUUAUUUUUAACUAUUGAAUAAUUAAUUUUUAAAUGUUUAUUUGUAAUUUUUUUAUCAGACCGUCAACUACUUUUAUGAUAAUUAUAUUCAUUAGUUGUAUUGAUUAUUUUUUUAAAAUACUCAUAUUGAUUUAAUAGCAAUGAAAAUGUUCGGUUACUUUCGACCAUAUCAUUUAUUUUAUUGUUACUAUAAUAUUUAAUUAAUUAAUCAAAAAAUUGUUAAUACCGUGAGGUAUACGAGUAAUGCAGGGACGGCACUCAGGCAGUCUAGUAUUAUUAAAGAUGUUCAUUUGCUUCAUUUCCAAAGCAUGCGAUGAAAUAAUUAAUAUAUUCUUCUAUCAUACGACGAAUCUCGAAACAGAAAAUUCCGAGUUCGAAAGAAUAAAUCGUGUAGAUAUUAUUUUAAGAUUGCAAAUUUGUUAUAAAUACAAUGUAAAUAUUAUAAAUAUAUAAGUCUUAGUAAGCUAGACUUCUUAGAGGACUAAUAUUUAGUCCUUGAGAAUGCGGAAAAGAUUAUUGAAGUUGGUGUAUGAGUCCCCGGUGUUAAUGAAUGAUAAAUAAAUGAACCUACAGUAUUAUUGUGUGGUUUUGCUUUAUAAAAUUUUAUGUGCAAGAUAGUCAUACAUUUUUUGAUAAAUUAAAAAAAAUAUAAUAAAUGAAAUAAUGGAAUAUACAUUGAAAUCAAAAUAUUUUAAUAGGUAAAAACAUUAAAUAAAUAAAUAAUAUUAUUAUAUAAAAUGCAAAUAAAUUAACCAACUAAACCUUUUAUUUCUAUCUUAAUUAUUUCACUUAGAUGUGAAACAUUGCUGUAAUUAAUAUUGCCGGGCGCUCGUUUGAAAUGUGCGAUCUACAAAGUUAUUAUUUUUCGAUAGAUCAAUUGUUAAAUACUUUUGAUAAAUGUAAAAAUAGUUGUAAAGCUGUACAGAAUAAAUAAAUAAUUAAUUUUAUUCUCUG